Doryrhamphus excisus (bluestripe pipefish) is the source of this 1917-nucleotide messenger RNA. The record is from RefSeq and is a predicted model, not a curated record. NCBI's taxonomy places the organism in Eukaryota, Metazoa, Chordata, Actinopteri, Syngnathiformes, Syngnathidae.
ACAACACUGCACGAGGCGCUAGUUACAAAACAGCAAAGGCGCCAACUUGAGGCGGCACUUCAAUUACUUGUCAGGACUUCCACCUGAGGAACUUGUAGCGUGAUAGUUUUGUGUUGUGAAUUACUUGUAUAAAAACCCUUUUUAGACGAACAUGGAGACGAGGCGUCCGAAGCAGCAACCUGCAGACAAGCAGGAGAUGACCCCUGUUCAGAUAGAGGGAGUCCGCAAAUCUUCUCGAGAAACGUUGGCACCCAGACGCCUUCGAUAUUCCCCUGCUGCUGUACCACCAGCGAGGAAGCGCAACAUAAAAGACAUUCAACAGGAUUCUCCAGUUGCGGAAGACAGCGGCAUGAAAGCUACAAACGGCGAAGGACUUUCAGCUUAUGAAUUGGAGCGUCUGGAGAACAUCAGACAGAAUCAAGCCUUCCUUUCCACUAUCAAUCUAUUUCAGGCAUCUAUGGAGUUGAAACAGUCGUCAGUGAAGCAGCAGCCAUCGCAGAGAGGUCUCAGAAGCCGGUCACCUGCAGAGAUUAAAGAAGUCCUCCCACCUCGCAAGUCCCUGCGUCUCCAAAACAAGCAAGCGGAGCUCCUGACACUUCCCCCAGAACCCAGAGGAAUGAGUGUGGUAAAAGAGGCUUUCCAGCUCAAGAAGCCUGCGGGGCCUUUGUCCAUGGAGCCUAUCAACAUGGCCGAAGGAAGCAAACUACCACCUCAACUUCUCAAGCUCUGCUCUGAUGUUUCGCCACAAGAAAGAAGGGAAGAACUGAAUUUGUCCGAGUACACUUCCUUACUGAAGAAGAUGAACAUAAGCGAAGUAAAAGUGGCCAAAGUGGUGAAGGACCGCAUCUUCUCAGCAGCCUUCCACCCUUCUUCUACUAACCUCUUAAUGGCCGCUGGUGACAAGUGGGGGAAAGUUGGUCUCUGGAGUUUGGGUGGAGACUGGGGCGAUGAUGGCGUUCUUCUCUUUGAGCCCCACACUCGCCCAGUGAGCUGCUUGGCCUUCUCCAGGGUGCAUCCCACUCAGCUGCUGAGUCUCAGCUACGAUGGAUCAAUUCGCUGCAUGGACAUGGAGAAGACCGUCUUUGAUGAAGUGUACGGCAUUAAGGAUGCCCUGAAAACCUUUGACUUCCUAUCACAUGACUGUUUGACACUCGUCGUCGGGAGCUGGCAGGGAGACGUCGCCAUCGUGGACAGACGGACCCCAGGAACCUCGCAUGAGUCCCUCCACUCGCUGGACCCCAAAGUUCUGCGUUGUGUCAGCGUUCAUCCUUUACAACAGCAGUACUUUGCCGCUGCAAUGAGCGAGGGGGUGAACAUUUACGACAGCCGAAGUAUGAAGCGGCACCAAAGCCAGCCUGUCUGCCAGCUGAGAGGUCACUCUUUAAGCAUAUCCAGCUGUUAUUUCUCACCCUGCACGGGCAACAGAGUGGUCACUUCUUGCUUGGACAACCAUAUAAGGAUAUAUGACACAACUGCUCUGACAUCUGAAGCCCCCCUGCUGACAUCCAUCAGACAUAACAUGCAGACCGGCCGCUGGCUGUCCAAACUGUCGGCCGUGUGGGACCCCAAACAGGAGGAUUGCUUUAUUGUGGGCAGUUUGUCUAGGCCACGCAUCGUGAAUGUGUUUCACGAGAGCGGCCGGCCCUUACACGUUUUUAAAGACGACGAGCACCUCAGCACAGUGCUGUCCGUCACGGCUUUCCACCCCUGCAGGAACGCCUUCUUGGGAGGCAACGCAUCAGGACGCCUGCAUAUCUUCUCCGAUUGACAUGGAAUACUACAAGUUACAGUACAUAUGUUGGGUCUUGUUUUUAAAGUACUCUCAUGUUUGGGGGAUAACAAUAAAACCCGUCAAAUGAUUUAAAACAUUUAAGUUGAACUAAAAAUGUGCUUUGUUUUUGAAGUCUGUGUAAAGAA